GGACACCAAUGGUGUGGAAAGAGAAGAUAUCAAAUGUUUAUGAAACCUCUGCCUAUUUGCUUUCUCUACUGAUCUGGUAUGACUGCAAAACCUACACCAACACCACAUCGGACAAGUAAACGGAAUAAAUUCUACUCACAAAUCGGUGACUACUAAGGCCAGUGAUCUCAUGGACAGCAGCCCCCUAAGGAACAUUGGAAGAGGCAAACAUGGCAAAAUCAAGAAACCACGUGGGGGACUUCUUGGAGGAGUUCAGAGAGCAGAUCAUUGCGCAGGUGAGAUUAUCUGGGCCCAUAGUAGACGCUGUGAUCUCACAACAUCUUAUCCCAGAAGAGUUUACGCACCGCGUCCGUGCAGCCCAGACCACACAAGACCAGAUGAGGGCUCUGUUUGAAGCCGUAGAGAGAGAGACACCACAAACCAAACUUGCAUUCCAUCUGAUAUUGAGACGGAAAGAGCCUGAACUCAUGGACAAGCUAGAGCAGAGACAACGAAACAGUAAGAUGACACAGACAGGAUUGGAUCAAAGGUAUGGAGAUACCACAACAUUAGAGGAUAAGACAACACCAAAACUUGGCAUACAGACAAAAAAGGAAUCUCUUAAGAGACGAAGACAAGAAACAAUGCAAGCAAUUGAGGAGAUUGAAAAACUUUGGGAGGGGUCAAGAAGGGAGAGAAAUGAAACUAACUACAUGAAAGCAAAGAUUAAGCAACAACAAGAGGAAAUAGAAAGGCUAAUGGCUGAGAAACAAGAGCAAAACACAAAGAUGGAGCUGAUGAGGAUGGAGAUCCAGAAUGUGAAUGAAAAACUGAAACAGAACAUGGAGGAAAUAAAUAUAGAGAAAGACGGAAUACGACAAAUGUGGGCUGAUGUCCAAACAGAGAAAGACAUUCUGGAGAGAAGACACAAUGAGACCAUUAACGAGAGACAGAGUUUGGAAUUGAUCAAGUAUGAGACAUUGAGAGCAAAAGAGGAGAUGGAGCACUGCAAGGAAACAACAAAACAAGAGCAGGAGAAAAUGGAACAGAUUAAGGCUGACAUUCAGGGACAGAUAGAGGACAUGGAAAUAAGAAUUGCAGAAACCAAUCAAGUAAAAGAAAAAAUGGAAGCGAUGAAGGCCGAUGUACACAGGGAGCAAGGUCAGCUGGAGACAAAAAGAGAUGACAUUAAAAGACAAAAAGAACAGUUUGAACAGAUUAAAUGUGAGAUAAACAAAGUAAAAGAAGAGAUGGAUCGAAGGUGGUAUGAAACGGAGAAAGAAGAGCUUGAGCAGAGAGUUAGGAUCCAGCAAGAGAAAGAGGAACUUGCCACCGUAAAAGCUGAGCUGCAGAGAGCUAAAGAGGAGGUUGAUCAAAACAGGGAGAAGACGAAGCAAGAGAAGGACCUGGUCAACAAAAUGAAAGCAGAGAUUCUUCUAGAAAAGGAUUCACUUGAGAAGGACAAACAAGAAACAUUACGAAAACAAAAGGAGUUGGAGCAGAUCAAGUAUGCGAUUCAAAUGGACAAAGAGGAGAUUGAGCAAAACAGAGAGGAAGCAAAGCGAGAGAAUGAUAAGAUGGAACAGAGGGAAGCUGAACUGCAGAGACAAGUGGAAACGAUUGAGAGAAACAUUGAGGAGACAAAGCAAGAAAAUGACAGAAUGGAAAACGUAAAAGCAGAGAUACAGAGAACGAAAGAAGCACUGGAGAAACAAAAAGAUGACACCAGGCGAGUGAAGGAGGAAAUGGAGAAAAGAAGGUAUGAGACUGUCAAGGAGGAGCUGGAGCAGAGAGCUGAAAUACAGAGACAGAGAGAAGAAGUGGAAAUGCUCAAGUCUGAAAUGCAGAAAGCCAAGGACGUUGAAAAAACAAGAGGAAACCGAGAGAGAGAGGAAGCCAAAAAGUGGAGUGAAGAAAUAAAGCGACAGAGAGAUGGGAUCAAACAAUUGAGAGCUGAAGUUCAGAAGGAAAAAGACAACGUGGAGAGGAAAAAGCAAGAGACAAUGAGAGAGAGACAAGAAUUGGAGAGGAUUCAUUUUGAAACGCUGAGAAUGAAAGAGGAGAAUGAGCAAAGCAGGGAGAUCACAAGAAGAGAAAAGGAGCAAAUGGAGCAGAUGAAAGUUAAUAUACAGAGACAGAUAGAAGAUAUAGAAGAAAAAGUUACAGAGACAAAACAAGCAAAAGACAAAAUGGAAGAAAUAAAAGCAGAGAUACAGAGACAACGUGAAGAUUUGGAGAGUAGAAGGGAAAAGACAGAGAAAGAGCGAGAGCAUUAUGAAGAGGUUAAGUGUGAGAUAAUUCAAUUGAAAGAGGAAAUGGAAAGGAAAUGGUGUGAAACAGAGAAAGACGAGGUGGAACAGAGAGCAAGAGCGCAGCAAGAGACGGAAACACUUGAAAGGUUGAAGGAGGAAAAACAGAAAGUGCGAGAGGAAAUAGAAAGAAACAAGGUGGAAACGCAACGAGAAAGAGAGAACCUAGAAAAAAUUCAAGCCCGUGUGAAAGACGAGAAGAACAUUGCAGAGAAAAUAUCAGAAGAGGCCAAAAUAAAGAAUGAGGACUUAACGGAAAUGGAGCGUAAACUUCAGGAAGAAAGGGAAGAGAUCGAGAGGAGCAAGCAAGUCACAAAGCAAGAGAAGGAAGAGAUCGUAGAGAUGAAGGCUGAACUCCAAAGACAGAUGACAGAAAUAGAGAACCGUGUGAAGGAGACAAACAGAGCAAAAUAUGAGGUGGAUCAGGCAAAGCUGGUCGUACAAAAAGUGGAGUCCCAGCUGAAAAAGCAAAGAGACGAGGCUGGAAGAGUAAAAGAUGAAAUUGAGAAACAGAGAUAUGAAGCAGUGAAAGAAGAGCUUGAGCAACGAGCUGAAAUCCAACGAGAAAGAGAAAUGUUGGAGAAAGUAAGAGACGAGAUACGGAGAGCCGAAGAAGACUCCGAAGAAACGCAGCUUCAGAGCAAAAGAGGGGACUUACAAAAGAAGAUGGAUGAAACAAAGCAAGAGAGGGAGAUGCUUGAGCAAAUUAAAACGGAGGUUUUGUCAGAAAGGGCCAUGUUGAAAAGACAAAUCCAUGAAACUGCAAGAGAAAGAGAGGACUUGGAAUUGCUUCGGUGUGAGACCCUGAAUAAAAAGCAGGAGCUUGAGAAAAAGAAGGAUGAAGCUGUCAAGGAAGAGCUUGAACUGAGAGCUGAAAUGCAGAGAGAUAGAGAGGAGAUAGAGAGAACCAAGAAGAAAAUAGAGAGGGAGUUAAAACAAGGCAGGGAUGCCACAAGUCUAGAGAGAGGCGAAGUGGAACGGAUGAAGGUUGAAGUACAGAACCAGCAUGAGGAAAUGACUAGAUCCAUUGAGAGGACAAGGCAAGCCAGAGAUGUGAUGGAACAGAUGAAGGAUGAAAUUCAGAGAGAAAAACAACUUUUGGAGAGAAUAAGGGAAGAAACAAUAAGAGAGAAAGAACCCUAUGAAACGGUCAAGGAUGAGCUAAACAGAGUAAAAGAAGAGAUGGAAAAACUCUGGGACGAGGUACAGAGGGACGAGCAGGAAGAGAGAGCCAAACUGCAUCGAGAAAAUGUGGAGCUGAAUAAGAGAAUGGAGGAAAUUAAGACAGAGAUUAACCAGAUAGAAACAAUAAAAUUUGACCUAGAGAGACAGAGAGAUGAGAUUGAAGCAAGGAUGGAGAAGACAAAGAGAGAGAUGGACAAGCUGGAACAAACGAAGGCUGAAAUACAAAGACAGAAAGAGGACAUUGAAAACAAGAUGACAGAAACAAAGAGUGAGAAAGAGGAGAUGGAAAGGAUCAAAUCUGAGAUACAGAAGCAGAAAGAGGAAAUUGAAAACAAAAUGCAACAAGCAGAGACAGAAAUGGAUGAGCUGAAAAGUGUGAGGGAAGAUAUUCAGAGGCAGAGACAAGAGGUCGAGAACAUGAUGCAGAAGGCCAAGAGAGAGAUUGGAGAGAUGGAACUAGUGAAGACUGAGAUGCAAAGGAAGAAAAAGGACCUUGAACAGAUGAUGAGAAAGACUAAGAGAAAAAAGGAAGAAAUGGAAAAGAUGAAGGAUGAAAUAGAGAGGGCAGAAGAAGAGAUGGAACAAAGAAGGGAAGAGACCAAAAGGGAGAGAGAUGCAAUUGAACAGGCGAAGGCUGAAAUAGAAAGAACAAAAGAGCAACUGGAGAUUCGUCUGGAAGAGGGCUUUAGAGAUAUUGAUGAGAAGGAACAGAUGAAUGCUGAGAUACAGAGAUUAAUCCAAGAGGUAGAGCGAACCAGAGAAAUGGUACGACAAACAAAAGUGGCAAUGGAAAACAGGAUGGAAGAAAGCAAUAUGGAGAUGGGUGACAAAGACAGAGUGAAUGCUGUAAUCCAGAGAUUGAUUCUAGAGGUGGAACAAACCAGAGAGGUGUUAAGAAGGGUGAAAGAAGAAAUGGAACUGAGCAAGGGGGAGUUAAAAGGGGAAAAGGACAAAAUCAGACUGAUGAAGACGGAGACACAAAAAAGAAAAAAAGAGCUGGAGCAAAGGAUGGAGAAGAUCAUGCGAGAGAGGGAUGAGUUAGAACUGGUGAAGUCAAAGAUACAGAGACAACGGGAAGAGCUGAAACAGAAGAUGGAAGAUGGAAAGACUGAGAGUGAAAAGAUGGAACAGAUGAAAGAUGAAAUUGAGAAACAGAGAUAUGAACAACGAGCUGAAAUCCAAAGGGAAAGAGAAAUGUUGGAGAAAGUAAGAGACGAGAUACGGAGAGCCGAAGACGAUUCCGAAGAAAUACAGUUUCAGAGCAAAAAAGGGGACUUACAAAAGAAGAUGGAUGAAACAAAGCAAGAGAGGGAGAUGCUUGAGCAAAUUAAAACGGAGGUUUUGUCAGAAAGGGCCAUGUUGAAAAGACAAAUCCAUGAAACUGCAAGAGAAAGAGAGGACUUGGAAUUGCUUCGGUGUGAAACCCUGAAGAAAAGGCUGGAGCUUGAGAAAAAGAAGGAUGAAGCUGUCAAGGAAGAGCUUGAACUGAGAGCUGAAAUGCAGAGAGAUAGAGAGGAGAUAGAGAGAACCAAGAAGAAAAUAGAGAGGGAGUUAAAACAAGGCAGGGAUGCCACAAGUCUAGAGAGAGGCGAAGUGGAACGGAUGAAGGUUGAAGUACAGAACCAGCAUGAGGAAAUGACUAGAUCCAUUGAGAGGACAAGGCAAGCCAGAGAUGUGAUGGAACAGAUGAAGGAUGAAAUUCAGAGAGAAAAACAACUUUUGGAGAGAAUAAGGGAAGAAACAAUAAGAGAGAAAGCACCCUAUGAAACGGUCAAGGAUGAGCUAAACAGAGUAAAAGAAGAGAUGGAAAAACUCUGGGAUGAGGUACAGAGGGACGAGCGGGAAGAGAGAGCCAAACUGCAUCGAGAAAAUGUGGAGCUGAAUAAGAGAAUGGAGGAAAUUAAGACAGAGAUUAACCAGAUAGAAACAAUAAAAUUUGACCUAGAGAGACAGAGAGAUGAGAUUGAAGCAAGGAUGGAGAAGACAAAGAGAGAGAUGGACAAGCUGGAACAAACGAAGGCUGAAAUACAAAGACAGAAAGAGGACAUUGAAAACAAGAUGACAGAAACAAAGAGUGAGAAAGAGGAGAUGGAAAGGAUCAAAUCUGAGAUACAGAAGCAGAAAGAGGAAAUUGAAAACAAAAUGCAACAAGCAGAGACAGAAAUGGAUGAGCUGAAAAGUGUGAGGGAAGAUAUUCAGAGGCAGAGACAAGAGGUCGAGAACAUGAUGCAGAAGGCCAAGAGAGAGAUUGGAGAGAUGGAACUAGUGAAGACUGAGAUGCAAAGGAAGAAAAAGGACCUUGAACAGAUGAUGAGAAAGACUAAGAGAAAAAGGAAGAAAUGGAAAAGAUGAAGGAUGAA
Messenger RNA from Oncorhynchus tshawytscha (Chinook salmon), 5833 nucleotides. RefSeq names its product trichohyalin. The transcript has 4 exons. Bases 210 to 5825 code for a protein of 1871 amino acids. Lineage: Eukaryota; Metazoa; Chordata; Actinopteri; Salmoniformes; Salmonidae. The record is from RefSeq and is a predicted model, not a curated record. Gene Ontology annotation, biological process: regulation of apoptotic process.